This is a messenger RNA of Cyclopterus lumpus (lumpfish), 1634 nucleotides long. RefSeq names its product phospholipid transfer protein (gene pltp). NCBI's taxonomy places the organism in Eukaryota, Metazoa, Chordata, Actinopteri, Perciformes, Cyclopteridae. The record is from RefSeq and is a predicted model, not a curated record. Gene Ontology annotation, molecular function: ceramide transfer activity; phosphatidylcholine intramembrane carrier activity; ceramide binding. Bases 59 to 1534 code for a protein of 491 amino acids. Gene Ontology annotation, biological process: high-density lipoprotein particle remodeling; ceramide transport; phospholipid transport. The transcript is spliced from 15 exons.
CCGAAGGACAAGAACCAACAGAAGCUCCUCCUCCUCCUCCAGUCUGCUGACAGUUGAGAUGUCCCGGCUCAGGAUGACUUCCUGUCUGUUGUCCCUCCUCUUCCCUUUGUUGUCGUCCAUCAUGGCCGCCGCCCAACCCGCCGGCUGCAAAAUCCGAAUCACUGACAAAGGACUCGAGAUGCUGAAGUUUGAGACUCAGAAGUUCGUUGAAGAAGAGAUCAGUAACAUCUCGAUGCCAGAGAUGACGGGCAAAGAAGGACGCUUCCAAUACACCAUUAAUAACGUGAAGAUAACCGAGUUGAAUCUGACUCACGCUGAACUGCAGUUCAUCCCUGACGUCGGGUUGUUGUUCGAUGUCCAGAACUCAUCCAUCUCGCUGAGUUUCCACCGACGGAUCCUCUACUGGUUCUUUUACGACACAGGAAACAUCAACGCGUCGGCCGAAGGAGUGAACAUCAACACGGCCCUGAGUCUGAUCAGGGACGACGAAGGACGGCUGAAGAUCAAUAACAUCACCUGUGACGCCAGAAUCGACAAAAUGAGGGCAAAGUUCAGCGGAACGCUCGGGAAAGUUUACCACUUCCUGUCCAGCUUUCUGACAACGGGCCUACGCUUCCUCCUCAACCAACGGAUCUGUCCCGCUCUGAAUCAUGCCGCUCUGGUUCACGUGAACUCUCUGUUGGAGACGAUCCCCGUGAGGACGGAGGUCGAUCAGUACAUCGGUAUUGAUUAUGCUCUGGUCGACGACCCGGUGGUGACGUCCAGGAGCCUCGACAUGCACUUCAGGGGGAUGUUCUUCGACCGGGCCGAUCCGAACAACACGUUGGUGAACUACGCCGUGGACCCGGUCAUCAGGGAGUACGACCGCAUGGUGUACCUCGCCCUGUCCGAGUACUUCUUCGACAGCGGCAUGUAUUCCUACUACAAGGCAGGAGUCCUCCAGAUGCACAUCAUCAACGAGAAGAUGUCCAAAGACCUGGAGAUGCUGUUGAGAACCACCUACUUUGGCACCCUCGUGAUGAUGAACCCGGUGCUGGUGGACGCGCCGCUCUCACUGGAGAUCGCCGUCAACUCGCCUCCGAAAACCACCAUCAAGACGUCCGGAGCGACGGUCGUCAUGACAGCCACCGUCAAGGUGAUGGUGCUGCCUCCAGGCCGGCCUCCGGUCCAGCUCAGCAGCAUGACCAUGGAAACAAAGUUCAAUGCCAAGGUUUCAAUAAAGGGAAAACGUCUGGCCAUUCAUGCCGACCUCCGCAGAUUUAAAAUAUUCUCCAAUCAAUCGGCGCUGGAAUCUCUGGCAUUGAUUCCUCUGCAGGCUCCUCUCAAGACGAUGCUGCAGAUGUCUGUGGUUCCUCUAAUCAACAACUGGACAAAGAGAGGCGUUCGGAUCCCUCUGGCAGACGGGAUGGAUUUCAUUGAGGAAGUAGUUGAAUAUCACAACGGUUUCAUCUUGAUCGGAGCGAAUCUUCACUUCAGCAAAGGACUGAGAGAAAUGAUUGAAGGGAGCAAUGAGACAGAAGCCACCACCAACUAAACAUAUAUAUGAAGAGUAUAUAUAUAUGUAUAUACACACACACACACAAUGUGAAUAUACUAUACUAAGGAAACAUAUAGAACAAAAUGUGAAUAUAUAC